UCGCUUCCCACUUGGCAAGAAAGCGCUAAAUUCGUUUUCUUCCGAGCAUCCGCAACCAAGAUCCCAACCCAACAUUCCCGCGGCCUUCCGUCGGUGGAGCAAACUCCCGGCAGCAACGCCCAGCCCCGGGCGGGAUCGUUCGAAUUUGCCCACUUCGCCCGCGGACCCCGGCUCCAUCCCCACAUGCCUCCCAGCCUGGGGAAGAGGAAGGGGAAGGGCCGAGCCGGAGAGUGGGGCUUGGUCUGAUGGGGAGGGACGCGCGGCAGUGUCAUCGGGAACUGGCGGCCCGGUGAAGCAGGAGCCGCCGGCAGUCCGCCUGCACCCAGCCGUUCCGCGCCGCGGCCGCUCAGCCUCUGCCAUGGCCGGAUCCGGCGCGUGGAAGCGCCUCAAAUCUCUGCUGAGGAAGGAUGAUGCGCCGCUGUUCUUAAAUGACACCAGCGCCUUUGACUUCUCGGACGAGGUGGGGGACGAGGGGCUUUCUCGGUUUAACAAACUUCGAGUCGUGGUGGCCGAUGAUGGUUCUGAAACCCCGGAAAGGCCUAUUAACGGGGCGCACCCGGCCCUCCAGGCCGACGACGACUCCUUACUGGACCAGGACCUUCCUUUGACCAACAGUCAGCUGAGUUUGAAGGUGGACCCCUGUGACAACUGCAGCAAACAGAGAGAGUUACUGAAGCAGAGAAAGGCGAAAACCAGAUUGAGCAUUGCUGCCGUUCUUUACUUGCUUUUCAUGAUUGGAGAACUUGUAGGCGGAUACAUUGCAAAUAGCCUAGCAAUUAUGACCGAUGCCCUUCACAUGUUGACUGACCUAAGUGCCAUCAUACUGACCCUGCUUGCCUUGUGGCUGUCUUCAAAAUCACCAACCAAAAGAUUCACCUUUGGAUUUCAUCGCUUAGAGGUUUUGUCAGCUAUGAUUAGUGUGCUGUUGGUAUAUAUACUUAUGGGAUUCCUCCUAUAUGAAGCUGUCCAAAGAACUAUCCAUAUGAAAUAUGAAAUAAAUGGAGAUAUAAUGCUCAUUACCGCAGCUAUUGGUGUUGCAGUUAACAUAAUAAUGGGGUUUCUGUUGAACCAGUCUGGUCACCAUCACACCCAUUCCCACUCCCUGCCUUCAGAUUCUCCUACCACAGGUCCUAGGUUUGGACACAGCAAUGGGCAGGAUAGCCUGGCGGUGAGAGCUGCAUUUGUACAUGCCUUGGGGGAUUUGGUGCAGAGUGUUGGUGUGCUAAUAGCUGCAUACAUCAUUCGAUUCAAGCCAGAAUACAAGAUCGCUGAUCCCAUCUGUACAUAUGUAUUUUCAUUACUUGUGGCUUUUACAACAUUUCGCAUCAUAUGGGACACAGUAGUUAUAAUACUAGAAGGUGUGCCAAGCCAUUUGAAUGUAGACUAUAUCAAAGAAGCCUUGAUGAAAAUAGAAGAUGUAUAUUCAGUGGAAGAUUUAAAUAUCUGGUCUCUCACUUCAGGAAAACCUACUGCCAUAGUACACAUACAGCUAAUUCCUGGAAGUUCAUCUAAAUGGGAGGAAGUACAGUCCAAAGCAAAGCAUUUAUUAUUGCACACAUUUGGCAUGUAUAAAUGUACCAUUCAGCUUCAGAGUUACAGGCAAGAAGUGGACAGAACUUGUGCAAACUGUCAGAGUUCCAGCACCUAAUUUGAUGUUUGGGGGACUACUACCUUAUUUCUCCUGCAGUCACAGACCUGAGAGCAAUAAAUGCACACCUAAUGAGAAAAUGGAAUCCCUGACAGCUGUGUCCGUAUCAAGCACUGGUCUCUUAAAAAGUCACUCCAGCCUGACAGUGCUGGUUUCUCUUUGAUGGUAAAAUGAGACUUCACCAUGAUUUUCAGAUGAAGAUGUUUCCAAAACACUGUUUACAGAAUGAGACAUGACUCUACAGAUACCUCAUGGAAGACAAUCUAAGACCAUACUUCAUUAAUUAUGACAGAGUACAGAUCUUAAAGGAGGCAUCAAGAAUUCAGUAUUUGCAUUUAAAAAUCCUUUUUACUUAAAAGACCAUUUUAUAUCAAGCCAGUGCUGGAAAACUGAAUUUUUUUAUUAUGUAAUCUUGACACCCAGCUUCUGGAAUUUGACACCCAGCUCUCUUUUUUUACAGAAAAUAUUUCUCAACAGAUUUCAGAAAGUACUAGUAAUUAUCCAGAGAGUGGAAUAAGCAUGUAUUCCUAAGUGUUUGGAAAUGUUUUAUUUCAAAAAUAAGUCUUAAUGUUAGAGUUAAUACUUUAUAAACAACUUUUUCCAGAUGUUACAGGGUUUUGAAUCUCAAAGUUAGCAUUUUUGGUUAUUUGUAAUCUUACCAGAACCAAAUCUUUACAUAUUAUGGUCACUGUCAUUAAAUUAUUUAGGAAAUAUUUUCAAUAUUAUUCUGAAUGGCAGAAAUUAAUCUUAAACUCAAAUUACUAUAUGAUAAUUUAAAACGAAAUAUAGAAGCGAGGAUGGGGUGUGGACUUUCAAAUUUAAGUCUUCCUGAAAUCACUAUCAUUGCUCUUGGAAUUAUCUCUGCUUAAGAACAACAAGAGACUGCAAAGCGUAAACAGUGAUCCUCUGUCCUUCUAAGAACUGCCUUACAUUUUGUACAGAAAGUUUGCUUGGGACUUGCUUCCUGCCUUUGUACCAGUUAAUCUGUGUGCCCUUUAAGGGUAAAGCUCUGGAGGGCUAAGGUUCAGUUUGUAAUACCCACCUCUGACGUGUAGGUUGACCACAUUCCUCCGGAGAGAAUUUCUGUUUGAUGAUUUGGGUUAGGGAUUCUCCAUGGGCUCCAGAAACUCUUAAGAUAUCAUUUUGAGGUUUUCCAAUAAUACUGUAGCAGAAAUGCUCACAGGGAUUGAGGGAAGAUACUCCUCUGAGAAAACAACAAUUUCAAGGGUUUUUGACUUUGUGUGUGUGUGUGUGUAAAGUGCUGGAAUAGGGAUGGACAUUACAUCUGUGUGGUAGGAAGGCUAAGCAAAAAGUUUCCAAACCGAAGGCAACCUAAUUGGUAAGAGUUGUGUUAAAGAGGCAACUGUGAAUCUUCAUGUUUCAUUUUGCAACUGUUCGUUUUGAGAUCUUUAUGGACAUUUGGAGUCCAUUUUCAACAGAGACAGUUUCUUAUACCAAGAAUGGAUAUGGUUCUUGGGUUCCUCAGAGAAUCAGAGCAGAGUAACAACAUACCAGACAAGUUGUGAAUUGAAAUUUUAUAUAGGCAUGCAGAUGACUUAUAAUAUAAAUGAAGAAUAGGAAACACAUUUUCAUCUUUCUGCCAAGUUCCUCACUGUAAGUAAACCUAAGAUAAAACCUGGAUUUACCUAAACGAUUGUUAAGAGUUCAUGGUAUCCAAUAAAAGGGUUGAUGAGGGUUAAUGGUAUCUAAUAAAAUCCAGUAAGUGUUUUUUGAAUUGAAAUUUUUACUUCAUGGGAUUCUUAUUGUGAAUCUACUUAAAACAAUGAUUUGAAUUUUUCAAAAAUUUCAGGAGCAUAUAAACUGUUUAAAUCAAAAUAUUCUUAAAUAUAGAAGGCAAGUAAGAAUAAAUGAGAGGGAUUUCAGUGGACAUCUGGGCAUUUAUGGACUUUGGGUACCUAGCAAGAGAAAGAACUAGAAUAUGCAUUAUAUGCUAAUGAAUUUUCCCAUAUUUGCAGUUCCCGGUAUCUACUGAGCUUGUUUCUUGUAAACUUUAUCUUAAACAGGUAUAUCUGACUUUUCAUAUUGACCUCUUCCUUGGAAAGUUAUUUGAUAAAACAGUCUAAAAUCCAUUCGAGGAUUGAAAAGGAUCCUUUUGUAAAAUGCAGAAAUACUGAAAACUUUUGUAAAUCUUAAUUAUCAUAUUCUGCUUAAAAUGAGAAGUAUACAUGAAGUUUCCUGUGCUUUGUUUUUUUGUAGCAAGAACUACAGAUUUUGUACUUGUACUUCACUGGGUCUGUGAGAUUUGAGAAUUGAUAGAUUUAACUUUUUGUAACUUGACAAAACCCACAGAGAAGGACGUGAAUGUAGCAGAUAUGACCAGGGACUGCACAGCUUCCGCUGAGCUACAACCACGAGUUACGCUCCUCACCCAGCUCUCAGAGAACGAGCUCCCCAUUGUCCUGUGGAAAGCCGUGGCUGAGUUUGGAUAAACACCUAGCAUUGUUCAUUUUGCACUGGGAAAACAGGUCACAGCAUAACAAAUGGGCAGUUCUUCAGUGCAAUGUAUUUUAAUUACCGUUUGCAAAUAAUCAGUUACUUGUAUACAUAAACCUGUGUUUCACAAUUCUGGCCAGAUGCAGCCUUUUGAUUUAUUUUAGGAAAAGAUCUAUUGUUUCAUUAAUGACCAUGCUGCCUUAGAAAUAUAAUGUGGGGGAUGUAGUUCAAUAAGGCAUAUUUCAGAGGGCUUUGAAAUGCAGAACUAGAAGCAACCGAAUUCCUGCAUACAGUGCCAUUAGCUGCGCCUUGUGUAACAUGAGCCCAGAUCUUCACGACUUGCAGCUCCCAUCGGUAUUGUUUGCCAGAUCACUAGAUUCCUUAUUUACUGUUUCCUCUUCAACUUUGGAUGAUUCAUUUCCAUUUUCUAAAACUAAGUGUCCUGCUCUUGGGAGUCUCUGUGUUCUGUUUCCGUCUCUUGAACCCAGGCGUCCUCACUGGCCGUGUUUGUCUGUAGUAGACUUUUCCCAGAAUAGACAUAGGUAAAUCAGAUACAUGAGCUUCCCUUUCAUUUUAAUGUGAGGAAAAGCCUCACAUUAAUGUGAAGAAAGACACGUUUGUGUCUUUCAGAGACAAAGACCACUUAUAAAUGUGUUUCUAGGCGGGGAAGAACCUUUUUUUAACAGCUGAUUGUUCCCUAUCCAGAUUUCUCUGCACACUGAACUUGAGAGAAUAAAUGUAGUAGAAACAGACUACUAUGCAACCACAAGUGAAGCUCAUUGCUAGUAAGGCUCUGGGUUUUGUUUCCUCAAACAACCACUCCCUCUGCUUUAGAAGAGAUAAUCAUUCACUUCUGAAACAAGCACAAUUAGCUAAAUUUAUAUUCUUUUUAUACAUUUAUAUUAAUAGGUUCACCAUAACAAAUAAGGUGUUCUUACAGAAUUUGAGCCCCUUUGGAAUAAGGUUUUAGGGAAUUUUGCUGUUGCCUCUGCCUUACAUAGAGUAAAUUUAAAGUUACAUAAUGUGUUCCUAGAUAUAAGGUUAGUUCAUUUGGUUCCGUGUGUCUUUGACCCAAGCUCAGCUCCUGAGCCAGGUGGGUAUCAGUCACAUGAGUAGUGACGCCUCGCUGUAUGCUGUGUUGAGGGGAGGCAAGUCUGAUCUCCAGAUAAGUGAUGAAGCUUAAUAUCUCUCGAACCAAAAUGGCAUUUGCAAAGCCUAACUACAGAUUGUCGUGUGCAUCCUGCCAGACAGGGCUUCAGAUGUGUUUUACAGAUCACCAGCCUGGGAUAUUGUUCGUGAUGUUGAAGGAGCAUGCAAAUUGGAAAGAAGAAAUUGUUGUGGGAGUUCCUCAGUAUUGAACUGUGUGAGUGCAUUCGGGACAGCCUGUCAUGAAUUCUCGCUUACCAAGGGUUUAACCUGUUCUUCUAAUCAUUGUGAGGACCAAGAAACAUUUUGAUUUUUGGUAAGAUUGGAAAACAUUUAUGGAGACUUUCCCAGUUAAAUCUAUGACAGUGUCAAUUUAAAUACUGCAAUUAAGUAUAUUCUGAAAUAACUAACACAAAAUUGAAAUGUGCCAGUAUGUCAGCUUUGCACCUGGAAGCUACUGUAUAUUUGGAAAGCUUAUGCUUCUCUAAAUAAAUAGAUGUUAUUAAGUAAGCCAUAUCACAGUUUAAGAAAUUGUAUAUACUUUUCCAUAUGCCCCUUCAGAAACCAGGUAUUUUGCAUAUGAUUGAUUUUAGAAAGAUUUUGAAGCUGGGGUUUGUCCAUGUAAUUUAAGAUCAUAGUAUAUGUAUAUGUACGUAUUUGCAAUUUUCAAAUUGUAAUUUCCUAUACAUUUAUUAAAUAAAGUAUUGUUUUGCCAUGUGGUUUAUUAAAAAAUGAGAAU
Diceros bicornis minor is the source of this 5987-nucleotide messenger RNA. It is a transcript of the gene SLC30A4, whose product is annotated as solute carrier family 30 member 4. Bases 359 to 1648 code for a protein of 429 amino acids. The record is from RefSeq and is a predicted model, not a curated record. NCBI's taxonomy places the organism in Eukaryota, Metazoa, Chordata, Mammalia, Perissodactyla, Rhinocerotidae. Gene Ontology annotation, molecular function: zinc ion transmembrane transporter activity. Gene Ontology annotation, cellular component: plasma membrane. The transcript is spliced from 8 exons. Gene Ontology annotation, biological process: response to zinc ion; zinc ion transmembrane transport.